Vavraia culicis subsp. floridensis is the source of this 1809-nucleotide messenger RNA. RefSeq lists its product as uncharacterized. The record is from RefSeq and is a predicted model, not a curated record. The transcript has a single exon. The coding region runs from base 165 to 1454 and encodes 429 amino acids. NCBI's taxonomy places the organism in Eukaryota, Fungi, Microsporidia, Pleistophoridae.
ACGAAAUGUAUUUCUCGAUAAUAAUUGCAGGCUUAUUAACACGUCAACACAAACCGUUAACGAUCCAAAAACUGAAACAGCAGCCACCCGUAAAUUUACACAUCAAAACAAGAAAAUAACCAAUCACUAAAAAGCACCAUAAAAAAACAACAAAAACCGUAAAAAUGUUUGCCCUUGCAGGAAUGGUAAAGAGCCUGAGAAACUUCAUUGCAGACUCUGUGACACGGUUAUCGUCUUUUAUUAACAGCAGCGUGGUUGAGGACAAGACGUGUAAUGAGGAUGCGGAUUGGCAUGACUUGGGAGAGAGCGAGGAGAAGGAUACUGUGCUGUUCGAUGAUAGUAUCAGUUUUAGCAGAGAUAUUAUAGAUGAUGGGACAGGACGGGAUGGUGCGGGAGACAGGGCAGAGAGGAUCGGCGGGUGUCUGGAAAAGGAUAAGUCUGCAAUUGGAUGGAUAAGCGAUGUCGGGGAAAGUGUGGUGGACAAAAAAAUAGGUAACAGUGCUGGAGACAAAGAUGCAGACGAAGGAGGGAGCAUUGCGAAGCAGAAGAUGGGAGAAAGCCAUGGAAAUGAAACAUUGGGCGAUGUUCAGAUGAGUAUAACCGGAAGGACCGAGCUGGGGGUUGCUGAACAACGGAAUGGGCGUCAAAUGGAAGGAGUUCGUAGAAUUGUCGACAGCAGAGAAAGGAGUAACAGUAUGGAAUGGAAUAUACGUCGGGCAGAGAACACAAAUUACGAUGUAGGCAGGGGGAACGGUAGCACGUUAAUGCGUGACAAGGGAUGGCAGGGUGUUAAUACGGCAGGUAGCAGCAGGUUACUGCGAAACCAAAGUAUUUCACAUUCAAUGAUGGGUGAAGGAGAAAUGAUAAAAAGCAGAAAUACUGUGAUUUACAGGUCCACAGGCACUCACAACUAUCCAGUCGUAUCGCACCAUGCGGAUGGCGCAAUACAGGAUCGGAGAGCGUAUGUUGACAGCAGUGCGGUUCAGAACGAUGAAAUAACGCUCAGUUACCGUGAGUAUGAGAUGAUAGAACGGCGGAUAUCGUUUCUAGAGGAUGAACUGAAAAGAGAAACAUCGAGAAAUGCACACGCAAAUACAAAUCAUCUUUUGUCUGCGCUCCAAGAGAAGGAUACAAAGUUGUCGAUGCUUAUGGAUCAGAUCAACAAGCUGACUGCAAAUGAGCACAAGUACAAAUUGCAGAUUGGUACGUUGGAGAAGGACUUGACACGUGCAGAUGACCGUGCAAAUGCGUUUAAAGUGAUGGCCGAUGAAAAAGUGCACAGUAAAAUGAUGGAGAACGAGAGUUUGAGGGAUCAGCUAGAAUUUGAGAGGAGCAAGAACGCUAGAAUGAGGGGUGUGCUGAGGGAGAAGGAGGGUGAUGUAAAGAAGUAUGCGAUGAUGAAUGUUGAAAUGGUAGAGUAUUUCAAGUUUAUGGUGGAUGAGAAUGUCAUUUGAACGUAUUUGGUGGUUGAUCAGGACAAGAACUGUGGAUGAGAAUGUCAUUUGAACGUAUUUGGUGGUUGAUCAGGACAAGAACUGUGGAUGAGAAUGUCAGGAAGAGUGCGCAGGUUUUAUUAUCUUGGCAGGACGUAUACAAAAUGGGGAGCAUAAGGGCACGGUACAGCUAAAAAAUGAAACGGAUGGAAGAUAAAGUAAAUCGGCGGAUGAUCAUAAAUGAGCAAUUAGUGCGAUGUCUAUGAUCAGUGCUGAGAGUAUCGUCUUGGACAAGAGCAUGGAACGGUGCGUGAAAAGAUGUGGAGUGUUCGUGAAAGAUGGUGAUGUAAAAAUAAAAAUGGUAUAUCAUGUACGA